Molecule: messenger RNA, 537 nt
Organism: Volvox carteri f. nagariensis
Lineage: Eukaryota; Viridiplantae; Chlorophyta; Chlorophyceae; Chlamydomonadales; Volvocaceae
Exons: 5
Coding region: 1-537 (178 amino acids)
Source: RefSeq, a predicted model, not a curated record
AUGAAAAGGUUGAAGCCGCAACCCGCGAAACCCGACGUGCGCGGCCGCGGCGCCGCUCCAGCACGUGCUUUCCUUAGUGGGCUGGGCUCGCUUGUGGGGUGGCGCUACCGGCUUGCGGGGGCUGGGCUCCUAAGCCUAAUGUACAUGGAAAAGGUAUGUUACGUUAUUCUAUAUCUGAUUUUAAAGAUGCUGCUUGUGAUACAGGAGUUCCACCAUGCCGUCGGAGCUGGGCGCUGCUGGACUCUGACGAGAAAGCUUUAUCACUUUUCCGACCGCCGGCUUUCAAAUUAUCAGUGUCAGGACGUUUCGAGUGAGCUUCGGGUUCAGGUGAGCCACUCUGAGGCGAAGCGUGCCACAACUGGCAACCCGGCCGGCCCGCUCACACCUUACCAAGAUGAGCUGGAGCGCUUGCAUCCGGCGAUUGUGCAGCAAGUGCGCGGGCAAGGGGUGGAGGUAGUAGUGGUUGGCUUUGGGGUGUGGCUGGCCACGUCUGCACGAGUGAUGGCGUGUGUGGAUGACUUCCAAGCUUAUCCAUAA